GCCAUUGGAUGCACGCGCCAUUUUGGACUAUUUAAAUGAAUUGGGUUACAGAAACAUAUCUGCCGAGCAGCUCAAGGAAUUCAUGAAAGUUAAUCUGCACCUAAAGGUAUGCAAUCACAAUCGGAAAUAUACAAAAGCAAACUCAAAGAAAAAAUUAGCAUCAGUCAGCAACAGCAGCAACAACGACAGCAACAGCAACAGCAAUCCCAAAGUCGUGAGCAGCACCGUCAGCAGCAUCAGCAACAGCGCCAACAAUCGCUACAAUCGACUCCAAGUGUAACAACAAAAGCCACAACAGCAGAAGGAACUGAAGCAGCCGUUGCCGGUCUCGGCAAAUCUCCGCCUGUGCCGCAACGUCGCGCUACUGUCAAAGUAAUUAAAUGCAAGAAACCAUUGUGCCAUUUCAAAUUCUAUUUGGACAUUUGCGAUCAUCAGCUUACCAAACGAAUUGAGGAGCAGAUACGCACACUUGGCGGUGCACUCGAAUUUUUUCUAACAUCAAGUGUUACACAUUUCAUUACCGAUAAGGCGAUAUUACCACCGAUUGUUGCCAAUAAUAGCAACAAUAAUAAUAAUAAUAAUAACAACAACAAUAAUAAUAAUUCGCUUAGCAGCCGUCCUGGUACACCCCAAACACCAGGCACACCAAAUACGCCACAAACUCCAUACACAUUCGAUACGCAGGAUGGUAAAAAUAAUGCUUGUGUUGGUAGUAAUACUCCGACUGGAUCAACCAGAAAAAUCAAUACACGCCAAACGCGUGCCAAUGCGAUUUUAAAUCGUGUACGUCGCGCCAGCACCACCAACGCAAUCAAUGUUAAUGUUGUUAGCGGUAACGAGCCGCCAAAUUCACCAGCAGCACCAGCAGUAAGUUUAAAAGACGUCGGCAAACAGUCGCCAGUUAUCUCAACGCAGAGUCCUUAUAUUGUUUGGCAAACGGAAUACGCUUUGCACUUCUUCAAGAAGGUGCAGCACGAGUUGAAGGAUUACUUGGGUGUACAUUCACGCCACGAUCAACAGAAGUUAUUGGGUAAAGGUCGCAACUCAGUCAAUCCCAUAGAUCUUAAAGGAGGUGGAUUCAUAAAAAUCGAAGCGAUCAAACGCAAUUACCGCCCCUAUUACCAACUGUUUCGAAAAUCUUCCGGCACUGAGUGGCCGAAAAUAGAACUAACACGUGAGGACGGCGCCUUUCGACUUUCGCCGAAAAAGAAAAUCGCACCAAGCGCAGAAGUCACAGCAGACACUCAGGAGAGAGUAAAGGAAAAAGCAAAAGGUAGAGGUAACGAAGAACAGAAAAUGACACGGAAAUCUCGUUCACGCUCAUCCCAGCAUCAAAGGCCGGUGCCCGCUGCCGUGCAGACGUUGAGAAAAGGUGGUGUUGGUGGUGGUGGUGCGGGCGCGGCAGAUUCGGCUGCGACAGUGAAAAGCAGUCAACGUAAUUCGCACGCUGGUGCCGCUGCGGGCGCUGUAACAGCCGGCUGUAAGCAAGUAAAAGAGUCCAGCGAGAAGCAAUGCGGCGUCUGUGAGAUCUGUAAAAUCGAAUACGAUACACUUACCAUUCAUCUGAAAACAAAAGAUCACGAAUAUUUUGCCAAGAAUUCGCAAAACUUUAUUGCCUUGGACUCGCUCAUACACACCUCAGCCGACGUGAGCAAAUUUCUCAACGAGGAUAAAAAGAUUGAUUUAGAAGAGAUGGAAGUUGAAAAUAUCGAGGUAGUUGCGGAUGAAAAUGAGCCCGAUCCACUUGAAGGUUCAGAGCCAUUGAUGUGUGUGCCGGAAGUGUUGGAGCUUAUGGAAGAUAAACGCCGAAUGUCACGUGGCGUGAUACAGACACCUUCACCUACUCUACGCGAGAAAUCGAAACGCAGCACGAAGGGCAAGCAUUCGUCGGAAAAGUUCCAAAACCUACGUCUUUCUAAGUCGCCUAAGGCCACAGCAACAGCAGUGAAGUCACAAACAAGUCCACUAAAACAGCAAUUGGCACUCACCACUACCACAACAUCCAGCAUGUUGGAGCUGCAACGCAUUGAGACUUGCACAACGGCGACAGCAACAAGUGCAACAAAGCCCACUCCGAUCACCACUGCGCCGGCAGUGGCGGCGGCUUCUGCGACAGCGCCAACACGCCGAAAACCGACGUCGGCGGCUGCGGUCUCACCGCCUAUACGCGCUAUGCUGCCGCCUUCCUCGUUGUAUAAAGUUGUGGGCACACCGGACACGGUGUGUACACCCGUACGUAAGCCACGCGGUGACCUACCCUCUGGUGGUGACCAAGCUGUGACUGCAUCGCCUUCGCUCAUUGUAAAAUUCAAGAAAGUACGUGCAACCGAACUGCAUCGAUUGAAUGGCGAAGCCGAGAGUUUUAUGUUCCCUAAGCAGCGCACAUCUAGUGAACUGCCCACCGAUGUCGACCGCCAAACCACAUCCGACAAUGCGCGCGCUAGUUUCUCAUCAAUAAGCCUAGAUAGCACCAGCGAUGGUCCUAUGGAUGUAGAGUUAUCUGCAACCACAGCAAAUGAUGAUGGCAAAUCGGCAGAGGGAAAACAUGCGGCAAAGCGCGCAACUGUCACUGCAAAGCGACGAAAAAGCCAGACGACCGCUGCCUCUAAGCAGCGCUUUCGAAACGCCCCCAUCCAGCCAGAGAUACAACUAAAGGCCAAGCAAGUAUCACGCAAUUAUGCGUCUACGAAGCCGACAAUAGGUAACGUCACCGACACAACGAGGUAUGCUAUGUCAGCAGCAGCCGCCAAGGCAAACGCCGCUGCAGCUGCACUAGCCGCUAUUACAUUACCCGAGGCAACACGCAAAAGCAGCCGCACCGCCACCGCUAUUGUGACGGCAGCAACCACAAGCAGUCGAUUGCUACGAGCAGCCGUGGAAGCAGCAAAGCAUAACUGUCGACAAAUGGCAGCGGCCAAUGAGUUAUUGGGAAAUACAAGCAAAAAGUCGUAUGCCAACGAAGUGACGGCAAAGCUCUUGCCGACGGCAGCAAUAGCAGCACCGAGGCAGCAGGGCCGUAAACGUGUGGCAGUUGUAAAAAUGGAGGAUCGGAUGGGGGAUGCUGGAAAUGAUAAAAAAUGUAGAGAUGUGAAAAAUUUUGAGAGCGGAAGUAAGGAUAAGAAAGGUGGAGAAGACGAUGAUGGAAGUACUUGCGUCAAUAAAGAGAAGACGGCGGUUGAUGGCGACGCAGGUUUAGGGAAGAAUUUCUGUGUGAAUUUGGAUGACGAUGAUGAAGACGACGACGACGAUGAUGAUGAAGAGGUUGAUAAUGAUGACGAGAAGGAUGAAGACUAUGUACAUUGCAAGAGCAGCCGGCGCAAAUCCGUUUCGUUUGAAAGCUUUUCAGCCAUUUGGCAGAGUGGUCGCAGGGGUGCCGUCUCGCGAAAACAACGGGCUGCACAACGUGAAGAACAAAAAGCCAAGCUGGCUAUGUUAGCUAGUAAGGAGUGUAGCGAUAACUCGGCAAUUAAGAGCACGGAAGAUACAGGCAAAGGAGGUAAGCGAAAAAAGUGCAACGAGGUGCAAACAAAUGCGAAACAGCUGAUUAUUACUGCCCCUGCCAACAACAGUAAAAGUAGCAAACUUUCAGUAGCAGCCUGUGUUACUCCAACUACAUCACCCCCGAGGCAAAGGUCCACAACCCUAGCAAGCUUUGAUUACGCUAGCAGCGAAAAAAUAAAGCGCAUGAGAUACUCCUUUGAACGCAUACCUGUGUCCGAUAUUUGGUAUAACGUUUUCACGCGGCAAGAUAGCUGUUCGGAACGUUUUUUCGAAUAUUAUGGUUCAACGAACUAUCGCAAGUUGCCAUAUGAACUGGGGCCAAUACCAUUUGUGAGCACCAUAGACACCGGUGUGUGCUGUAAGCUAUGCGAAAAGCAAAGGAGCGCCGAUAUUUCAUCAAAGAAUGUAACAAAGGGCUUUUCAAAAGCACAAAAUGCAUGCAAAGUAAAAACAGAACCAUUUGAGGAGUCACAGGCGGGGGCUACCAAAUCGAGGGACUCCAGCAGCGGAAAUUCGAACAAUAUCGCAAAUGCUGUGGGCACAAGUGCUAACCAAAGUGCCGGCGAUGUGCAGUCGGAGGAAGCUACAACGCAUUCCAGCGCCGCCUCUGCCGCAAUGCAGUACAAGCAUAAACACAAAAAGCUGCAGAUUUUGCAACGUUACCGCCAGGAGCAGCAGGAAUUGCAGAAGCGACAAGCCGCCCAAGCCAGCGCCCAGCUGGGCGAUAGCUCCAACCAAUUGCAAUGUGAUAGUAAAGCCAGUACACCAGCUCAAGAGCCAACACGCGAUCGACAGCGCGCCGGCUCGACACAUAGCACAACGAGCAGUACGAGUUGUGCCAGCAGCACGGCCACAACUAAAACUAGCAAGAACAGAUACCUCAACAAGCAUCUGAACAAAGCCGCUGCCGCUUUCCUGAAUUUAGAGCUUCCGCCGCGAAAAUCACCACGCGAACAUGCUUCAACGCUUGCCUUGGUUAGCUGUAUUAUAAAGCAGCGGCAAGAUUCGCAAAGUAAACCAAAUUCAGAAACCGACGAGCCGUCCACAACUCCCACGCAUACGCCAUUGUCUGUUGCUGAAACAGCGGGGACCACGACAAUCGCCAUAAAUUCAACAACAGCUACGACAGAAAAGCAAGCCACUCCGACAGCAGCAACGACGGCAGCAGAUCCAGGAGAAAGUCUAAAAGCGUCAACGACGAGUGCUGAUUUGCCAGCAGUUUUGCGACAUACGCGUUCAGCAGCUGCCACACCCGUCGAAGAAUUACGUUUUACAACGGAAAUCUCUGAGAAUGUUAAGCGCAUGCGUCGCGGCCAAAACAAAUAUGACCACUCGCCGCCAGUAGCGCCAAAAUCACGAAAGAGCAUGCGGGGCGGCCGCCAGCCAGUCAAAUCGCCACUGGGCAGACCGCCGCGUAGCUAUUAUGGCUUGCAAAAGUUCCUGCACACAACUGGCCGCACCACCAACAGAAGGAGCCAAACACCCAGUGUGUUGGCGGCCGCGACAGCGCCAGCAAAGCGUCAUAGGCGCGUAAAACAUGUCGCUGGCUUUGCGUCAACGGUGCCUGGUGCUCGCCGGCAUCACUCUUACAGUGGACUGAUGGCGCAAGGCUCAGCUUUACCAUCCAUACGAAAGACUGGUUCGAAGAAGGGCGUGCUGGAGUUCGAAGUGGAUACGACGGCGAUGAAGGCACUUGAUGCCGCGACGAAACAUACUAAUAUGCGACUGCUGGAGUGGCAGAUUGAUAAGUAUCUUCAACUGCAUGGCAGGGAGUAUGAUUUAGCGGAAGAUUUACCUUUGGCCAUUCGUGAGGGAAGUGAAACUGUGCCACUCGCAGCGACAGCAACCGCGUCAACGACAAAGAACAACAAUAGCCUAACGUCUUCGACUUCAGCUUCUACGAGUAGGGCUUCACAUCGCGUUAGCUCCGUGAUUGCGGACGCCAAACGAAAUGUAAGUGCUUCAACAGCAGCUUUCGACUCGAAUACGCCACCACCCACCGACUGUUUCUCCAGCGACUUUGAUCUAUACGACUUGUUUACGAAUACGACGGGCGCCAACGCGUCUGAAGACGAACAAACGGCAGAUGUGAGCAACAAGCGCAAAAGUGGCGCCAGUUUCUCGCUGUAUAGCUCGCUAGCGAUGCAAAAUUAUUUCCGCAAGAGGAAGAAUCUUAAAUCUAACCGCACUGGUUGGCCGAAAGUACAAAAGAAGAAGAGUUCAGCGCGCCAACAACAAAAGCUGGCACAAAAAAUACGGUUUCUGCAGGAUAUUGGCGAAUUGGCAACCAACGGCAUUAAAGAAGAGCCUGUCGCGGCAAGGGAAUGUAAAGAAGGCGCCGAGGAUCAAGCAGAUAGCUCCGCAGUACGUUGCAAAGAUGCACAACGGCGGCGUGGAAAUGGAGUUAUUACACCACCAGAAAGUGAUGCAGAAGUCAAAUUGUAUGGGAAACGCACAAUGCAGAAUAACGACGAUGAGGAGGGUGGAAGCGGAGAAGCAGACGACGACACAGAAUUGGAUGCAGGCGAGAGUAUACCAGAGGAGGAGGAGGAUGGAGAGGACGAUGACGACGACGACGACGAUGAUGAUGUAGAAGAUGACGGCGAAACGAUGGCUGAUUCAAUCGAGGAAGAGGAAGAAGUGCCACCAGUUGAGGGCGACGCAGAUGCCGCGUUAGAGGCUGAUGAAGAAGACGAACUAGAUGGCGAAAUAGACGGGGAUGCUGUUGUCACAGCAGGCGAAGAUGACGACAAUAUUAUGGAUGAUGACAGCAAUUUCGUGCCCGCGCGCAAGCGGACACGUCUUCGCACCAACGCAAGUCCGCUCGAGGAAAAGCACGUGACGCCGAACUCUUUAACAGCGCACAGCGCCAACUCGAACAACACUGGAGCCACAUCCACACCGUCAACGCAAAUGUUGCGUGGCAGCUUGCGACGUACACCGCAGUUGCUCAAUGGCAGCCUGGGUAGUUGCAUAAGUCCUAGCGAAAAAGCCGGCGAUAAUUCGGAUAUUUUCACAGUAUCAUCAGAUGGACUGGAUACCGAUUUGGAUAUGAGCAAUUCACAGCAUAAAUGCGACGAUGAGCAUCUACACCACAACCACCUCCAUCAUCAUCAUCAGCAUCAUCAUCAUCAGGAUCAAUGCGCAAAUCAUCAAACGCCUAAACGCAAAUUCGACUUAUCCAAAUAUGCGCCAAAUAAUGCCACAUCAAGCACCUGCGCGGCAGAGGCCGCAACAGCCGCUGUCAAAUCUCUAGCGAUAUCACAAUUUCUAAAGAAGGAAGUCCGGGUGACAUGUAGGCGGCUACGUGCGCCGUUCCGCCGCUAUCGGUACCGCAGAUAGAAUGACACAGGUGAUACGUCUACAUCAAUGACCGUUAAGCGGUGCCAGUCAUGUUACACCAUAGGCGAGCAGCGGGUAGUCAGAGAGGAGGAGGAAUUGCUGCGUGUACAAACGCCGCAGCCCUGUGGUUACAUAUUUCACUAAAAAAAAAAUAUAAAAAAAACUUACAUAUAUUAUACGGACUAACUUAAUAAAAAU
Molecule: messenger RNA, 7041 nt
Organism: Rhagoletis zephyria (snowberry fruit fly)
Lineage: Eukaryota; Metazoa; Arthropoda; Insecta; Diptera; Tephritidae
Gene: chif
Product: DBF4-CDC7 kinase regulatory subunit chiffon
Biological process (GO): positive regulation of nuclear cell cycle DNA replication; regulation of cell cycle phase transition
Cellular component (GO): Dbf4-dependent protein kinase complex
Molecular function (GO): zinc ion binding; protein serine/threonine kinase activator activity; nucleic acid binding
Source: RefSeq, a predicted model, not a curated record